AUGUUCAUUUUAUUCAUUACUUUCUUAUUCAUAAUUUCCUCUUUUGGAUUCAAUGAUUUAGAUUUAAUGGAAAUGGUUGAUGAUUAUGAAGAUUUAUUUGAUGAUGAUUUUGAUGAUUAUGAAGAUUUAUUUGAUGAUGAUUUUGAUGAGAUUAAUGAUUUUGAUAACUUUGCUUUUGAUUUAGAAGAUGACCAAUAUGAUUAUAAUGCAGCAAAACAAACACUAACUGAUCUUGGACGUUCUAUUGCUAAAGAGAAAAUUAACCAAUUAUCAAGUUAUCUUCGUUCUAGUGCUAAGAAUAGUAUCAACGUCGUUCCUCUAAAUAAAUUAAUUAACAGAAGAUACAAAGUACCUUUCCAAAAUAAUCCAUUUAAUCUUUAA
This is a messenger RNA of Entamoeba dispar SAW760, 381 nucleotides long. RefSeq lists its product as uncharacterized. Lineage: Eukaryota; Evosea; Mastigamoebida; Endamoebidae. The coding region runs from base 1 to 381 and encodes 126 amino acids. The record is from RefSeq and is a predicted model, not a curated record. The transcript has a single exon.